Messenger RNA from Hemicordylus capensis (graceful crag lizard), 603 nucleotides. RefSeq names its product hemoglobin subunit beta-like. The coding region runs from base 66 to 509 and encodes 147 amino acids. Gene Ontology annotation, molecular function: oxygen carrier activity; haptoglobin binding; peroxidase activity. Gene Ontology annotation, cellular component: blood microparticle; hemoglobin complex; haptoglobin-hemoglobin complex. Gene Ontology annotation, biological process: hydrogen peroxide catabolic process; oxygen transport. The record is from RefSeq and is a predicted model, not a curated record. The transcript has 3 exons. Lineage: Eukaryota; Metazoa; Chordata; Lepidosauria; Squamata; Cordylidae.
GGAACCUCCUGGGCUCAGCUCUAGAACUUCCCUUUAACAGCCGCGCGAAGCCCCGACCGAGCACCAUGGUGAAGUGGACCGAAGACGAGAAGCAGCUGAUCACCAACUGCUGGGCCAAGGUCAAUGUGCCCGAGAAAGGGGCUGCCACCCUCAGCACCCUCCUGAUCGGGUACCCCUGGACCCAGAGGCACUUCUCCCACUUUGGGAACCUGAGCAGUGCCGAUUACAUCCUGAACAACCCCCAGGUCAAGGCGCACGGCAAGAAGGUGCUCACCGCCUUCGGGGACGCCAUCAAGAACCUGGACAACAUCAAGGCCACCUUCUGCGAGCUGAGCGAGCUGCACUGCGACAAGCUGCACGUGGACCCCCACAACUUCAAGCUCCUGGGCGACGUCCUGCUCAACCGCUUGGCCGUCCACUUCGGGAGGGACUUCACCCCCGAGCUCCACGCCGCCAUGAACAAGCUGAACCACACGGUGGCCCACAGCCUGGCCCGCAUGUACCACUGAGCCGCCGCCGCCGCCGCCCCCCCGUUGCCCAGAGCAACCUCCUCCCCCCAAGCACGAUGUGACGGGAAUGUCUAAUAAAACUCGCCUCCUGCAA